AUGAAACCUAGAUAUUCUGAAAGAGCAGGUAAAAUUUAGUAGGAAUCCGUUUUUUCUACUUGCCGAAUAAGUCUGUGCGACGAGAAAUAUCGUCGAAAAGAUCCGACCAAAAAAUCGAAAGAGAGAAAAGACGAACCGAAAGGCCUUGGAAGGCGUCACCAAAUAGUCUAGUGGAAAAAGUUCCACGCACAAAUCUUUUGGGGGAGGGAGGCUUUGGAAGUUCGAGUCCACCCGGAGCGGAUAUCUCCGGAUUUGAACGUACGUGUUCAUUACUGUAUUCUACAGUUAUACAAAAAAAAAUUUUUUUUGUUUAACCUGUUUUACAAGGUUGUUUGCAUCCGAAGGCGUGGCAAUCACUGGUCAUUACCUCUUUUUAUGAUGCCGCCAGGUCCGAAGUUCCAAAGAAGACAAAUUUAUGCAAAUUUAUACCUUCUGGGCAGAAUUUGACAAAAAUAAUUUGGGCAUUUGUUAAACACAUGUCCACGGCCAUUUUAAACCAAAAAACUCAAAAUAGAUUUUUUCGUAAAUAUUCACGGGGUCUACUGCACGCUGAUGCAAGGACCCAAAAAUUCUCUUUUCAACUUUUCUUGCAAAAUUUUAUGAAAAGGUGAGAUUUUGGCAACAUCCUUUUUGGGAAACCGAAAAAGAUCUGCAAGAUCCUACACAACCUUCCAGAAUCAGUAGAAGUGUCUUGAAAAUACCACUAUGUCGACAUCGGGCUUAUCAAAAAUAUUGCCGAAGUGUCAGCUUUUCUUAAAAUUUUGCAACAAACCUUGCAAAACAGGUAAAUAAACAAAAAAAUUUUUUUUGUAUAAAUGUAGAAUACAGUAAUGAACACGUAGGUUCAAAUCCGGAGAUAUCCGCUCCGGGUGGACUCGAACUUCCAAAGCCUCCCUCCCCCAAAAGAUUUGUGCGUGGAACUUUUUCCACUAGACUAUUUGGUGACGCCUUCCAAGGCCUUUCGGUUCGUCUUUUCUCUCUUUCGAUUUUUUGGUCGGAUCUUUUCGACGAUAUUUCUCGUCGCACAGACUUAUUCGGCAAGUAGAAAAAACGGAUUCCUACUAAAUUUUACCUGCUCUUUCAGAAUAUCUAGGUUUCAUUUGUGGAUCCCACGGAUCGUUGGGACCAUUCCCUUGUAAGAAGUAUUUAUUUGGCAAAACUUUGCCAAAUUUGGCGAAAUUUCUUCUUCUAUUUUGCCAGCGACUCGCCACCGUUCAACAAAAUAAUUUUCCCUCAAAAUGAGCCAAUUCCCAAAUUUCUCAAAUUUGCAUGAAAUGUAUUUGUGAAAUGUAUUUCCAAUGUAUUAGUAAAUUGGUCCCAGGCCAACGGAAGCACGGCUAAGUUUUCUUUCUGAGUCAAGUCUAAAAUAAGAAUGUUUCGAAAGAUCACAUAAUCUCUUUUCUCACAUGUUAUUGUUAUUUAUGUGAUCAUUUAGUUGCACGUGAUAAUGGCCAAUUGUUCGUUUUUCGCGCUGUGAACGUUCUCAGUUCGGGUCAGCCGUGUCCUGACCAGCUGUUUCGAGAGCCCUGUGACAGGUAAGAGGGUUAAGUAGUACAAAGUAGUGCCUUCUGAUACGAGGAGUGUCCUUUUACUCCGCCUUGAAAUCAUUAGUCGGAUCUCGGUUUGGCCGUUCCUUAGUCGAGAGCUGACCCUUUAGUCAGAGCCAGCUCUUUUUCGCUCGUGUUCGUUCGUUUUUAACCGCCUGACCUUAGUUUUUGUUGGCAGAGAUGCGGAUGUUGUACGAUCGACCGGAGGGACCACCGCCAGGGAGUCCUACUCUCGGCAACGAUGAUACCCAGAAGCAGAUGCAGCGUCUCCUUGCUGACAAAAUCAACUGCUACGCUUCCAUCGAGGACCUCAGAUUAUUGCUUGUUUCGGGCGCCAAGGUAGUUUUGGCAGAUUUUCGUCGUUUCCAACGCCUGCUACUAUCAUUAAUGCAUUAGUAAUGAUUUUUUCAGGCUGAUGGCGUUGUCACCUUGGGGUUAACACCAUUGCAUUACGCCUGUCAUAAAAAUUACUUUGAUGCUGCAAAGCUGCUGAUUGUAAGAGGAGCCAAAGUAGAGGCUGUGGAUGAAGUGGGAUAUUCAGCUCUCCAUUUGUGCGCAGAGAAAGGAAGCUACACAUUAUUGAAGCUCCUACUUGAUGUAGGUUUUAACCGAUUUUUAACAUAUUUAAUUACUGAUACGAAGAGCACUGUGUGAACUUUCUAAACUUCAAUUAAACCGUUUUAGCAUAUGGCAAAUCCUGAUAAAUAUCUGUCAUUCGAGCAAAAAGAUCAACCAUAUCCAAUCAGAGAUGGUGUCGACGAACCACUGAGGCUCGCCAUCUAUCAACGACAUUACGAAUGUGCGAAGAUCCUGCUCGAAAUGGGAGCGGACCCGAACGCCCGGUAUUUUGAAGGUCCUCAGAUUACUCUACUUGACCCAAAAGACACAAAUUAUUUUAAAUUGUUAGUAAGUCAUUACUUCUGCGGCCGGCCCCACAACAUCAUUUAAGCUCGAAUAUGGUGCUGAUCCAAACGUUAAAUCAAGGAAAGGGAUUACGCCGUUGAUGAAAUCAUGCGAAGGCGGGGAAACUUCCUUUGAAACCACUAAACUUUUAAUCGAAAACAGUGCGGAUAUUAAUGUCCUCAACUCGAAAGCUUCUUAUCCAAUGAGUGCGUUGCACUAUGCCGUUGGAAGUGGUCAUGCGCCCACCGUAAAAUUUCUUCUUCAGGUAACUUGUAUGGUCGUUCUGUGCCUCAACCAAUUAUUUUAGCAUGGAGCAAGACAAAAUCUGAAGCCAGAUUCCGAAUUGAACGGUCAAAGGUUUCCCCCGGUCCUCCACUUUGCCAUAAUGUCAGGUAACCUGGAGAUUGUACAACUUCUCUUGGAUUACGGUGCCACUCUCCAUACUCCUGAUGGCAUUUAUGGAAAUGCUGUCCAUUUGGCAGUGUGCUUCAGAAUGGAUGCCGUCGAUACCGUUGAAAUGAUCGAGCUUUUACUAAAAAACGGGGCCGACGUUAAUCGUGGAGUAAUCAAUCCUCAUAAUGUCUAUAUAAGAUCGCCGGUGGAGGAAUUUUUCCGUCGACUUUAUAAGUACGAGAUAGAGACGGGACACGGAUACAAGAACUGGGUUAGGGUUGUGAAGCUUUUGUUUUCUUAUGGAGGCAUUUUCCAAAUAUCCCCAGCUUCGUUGGAUGUCAGAUCCAUGGCCGUUCCUACAGCCAAACCAUGGCCAAGUUAUGCGGACAACCUUAACCAUUAUCUAAUGAGCAUUGCAUCGGACGUUAAGGAUGUCAGCUCAAUAGAACCAGAGAAUUCGAUGUACAUCUCGGCUAAACAAAUUCAUGAUCUCAAAAGGUAAGCCGCUAGGAUUGUGUAUCAAUAGUUAUAUAUUCUAGUCAACCAAGGCGCCUUCUCGAACAAUGCAGGACAUACAUUCGAGCCCGAAUUAAGAUCAACCCAAACACCGUUAAAGAACUGCCAUUGGGGCCAUUGAUGCGCGAUUACAUUCUUGGAAUUACUGGUUUGCCAGAAGAAUGA
Messenger RNA from Bursaphelenchus xylophilus (pine wood nematode), 3524 nucleotides. NCBI's taxonomy places the organism in Eukaryota, Metazoa, Nematoda, Chromadorea, Rhabditida, Aphelenchoididae. The record is from the annotation of a GenBank genome assembly.